AUGCCUCGUAUACCGUUUUCUAUGAUAUUAAAGGCUCACCAAGAGGACCAUCUGCUUCCUCUACUUCUCAAAGAAUGUCGUACUAUCGAUUCUGCUCGCAAUGAGCUUCGCUGGCUGCGCGAACGAGCAGUUCGCGAUAGCCAGUCGCUUUCAAUAUUCAAGUCCGGAUGGAGGACUCGAUUAAGAUCUAUGUGUCAACUGCGAUCCAGAGGAUAUCCUCUGCAAUAUAUCCUGGGAGACCAACCCUUUGGUGAUCUGGAAAUCCUCUGCAAAAAGGGUGUUUUGAUUCCCAGGCCAGAGACUGAAUCAUAUACAUACCAGGCCGCCAAGUUAGUCCACCAGAUGGCCCUGGAUUCUAGUGACAAGUCCAGACCACCUAGCAGCGCCAGACCCCUGCGCGUAAUUGAUCUUUGCACAGGCACAGGGUGCAUACCACUUCUGCUGCACGCAUUACUUGCACCUCAUUUCCAGAAACUGUCAAUUACAGGGAUAGACAUCAGCCCCUUAGCAUUGAGCCUGGCGCAGAAGAACCUCGAGCAUAACCUGCAACUGGGUCAAUUGACAUCCCGCGCAUCAACGGAUAUCCAUUUCCACCGCAGCAAUGUCCUGGGGAAUGGCAGUGAUGACUCAAUACUAUCGAUCGACUCAAUUCUCCAACCCUAUUACCUGGAAUCAGGUUCUUCACUUGCAGAUCAAAGUGGCGGCUGCGAUCUCUUAAUAUCCAACCCACCUUACAUAUCGCAGAGUGAAUUCGGAAACGGGACCACUGCACGCAGUGUAAGACUCUUUGAGCCCAAGAUGGCACUUGUGCCUCCAUCAUUGGUUACUGGAGAUGAACCCGGCAGGCCUGAGGAUAUUUUCUAUCACCGUAUUCUCGCUCUGGCGUUUAAGUUGAGGGCUAAGAUUACCGUCCUGGAGUGUGGGGAUAUCCUCCAAGCCAAGCGGGUUGUUGCUCUUUAUGAAACACUUGCCUCUAGGGAGUCGGGUCAAUUCAGUGCAGAAGUCUGGCCAAGUUGUGAGCAUGACUUGCUUGAGAAUGGAUUCCAUGCCACUGAUGGGUCGCGGGGUGUGAUUAUUCGGAGAUUGCCUUAG
Molecule: messenger RNA, 1092 nt
Organism: Penicillium canescens
Lineage: Eukaryota; Fungi; Ascomycota; Eurotiomycetes; Eurotiales; Aspergillaceae
Product: N5-glutamine methyltransferase family protein
Exons: 2
Coding region: 1-1092 (363 amino acids)
Biological process (GO): methylation
Cellular component (GO): mitochondrion
Molecular function (GO): nucleic acid binding; methyltransferase activity
Source: RefSeq, a predicted model, not a curated record